GACUAAAUGGCGAGCAAAUGGACUGUUUGAAGCACUGGGUUUGAUCGCCUGAGAGGAGGGACUCUGCUGAGGAUAGCCCACAGGGAAUCUGUUGGGUAUCUCUAUCAUCUCACUCUUCCCUGAUAUGGAACAAAGUGAAGGUGAACAGGAAUCCCAGCCAGAGAGUCAGGUGGAUAGCAAGAGCAGCGUGAAAUCCUUGCCUGGAGGAGAAGCCCAUGUCAAACUAGAGAUAAAAAAACAUGCAGUUACGGAUGACUACAAACUCUCCAAACGGGUGCUAGGGUUAGGAAUCAAUGGCAAAGUACUGGAGUGUUUCAACAAGGAGACCGGCCAGAAAUGUGCUUUGAAGCUCCUGUAUGACAACCCCAAAGCCCGACAGGAAGUAGAAUACCAUUGGCGAGCAUCAGGAUGUCCCCACAUUGUCCAUGUCCUGGAUGUUUAUGAGAAUAUACAUCAUGGAAAGAGAUGCCUCCUCAUUGUCAUGGAAUGCAUGGAGGGAGGAGAGCUGUUCAGCAGGAUCCAGGAGAGAGGAGACCAAGCUUUCACUGAGAGAGAGGCCUCUGAAAUAAUGAGAGACAUCGGAACAGCCAUCCAGUAUCUGCAUUCAAUGAACAUUGCCCAUAGAGAUGUCAAGCCUGAAAACUUGCUUUACACGUCUAAAGAGAAGGACACUGUACUCAAACUCACAGACUUCGGCUUUGCCAAAGAAACCACUGUACAAAACGCGCUGCAGACCCCCUGCUACACUCCUUAUUACGUGGCCCCAGAAGUCCUUGGUCCUGAGAAGUAUGACAAAUCAUGUGACAUGUGGUCGUUGGGUGUCAUCACAUACAUUCUCCUGUGUGGGUUCCCUCCGUUCUACUCAAACACUGGUCAAGCCAUUUCUCCAGGGAUGAAGAGAAGAAUUCGGAUGGGGCAAUAUGGGUUUCCCAAUCCAGAGUGGGCUGAAGUCUCAGAGGAAGCCAAACAACUGAUUCGCCAUUUACUGAAGACGGACCCAACGGAGAGGAUGACAGUUUCUCAGUUUAUGAAUCACCCUUGGAUUAAUAGAUCGAUGGCAGUGCCACCAACUCCUCUCCAUACUGCACGGGUCCUGCAAGAGGAUAAAGACCACUGGGAUGAAGUUAAAGAGGAGAUGACCAGCGCUUUGGCGACCAUGAGGGUGGACUAUGAUCAGGUGAAAAUCAAAGACUUGAAAACGUCCAACAACCGCCUCCUGAACAAACGCCGUAAGAAGCAGAAGCAGGCAGGCACCUCUUCUGCAGCCCCGGGGUGCAAUAACCAAUGAGAAGAGAAGCCAAGGACCUGUGGGUGGAGGGUAAAAAUUAAAAGGAACAAUUUAAAAAUCAGUGCGCUCAACUCAGUCCGUACCACAAAGGCAGUGAGACUGUGAAGAACCUGUCCCACAAAGAGGGAGCAGUGUGAAAGAUUACAUUUUUGUAACUUGAAUCGAGGCUUUGCUUUUAAAGGUUAAUGUGUAUGACAUGAUUCUGUUGCAUAUUGCUGGGGAAGGUACAGUAAUACCAGAAAUGUUACGGGUUUUUGUUUUGGCCUUAAGUGUAUGGGACGAGAGGAGGGAACAGGAGGCCGUCUCAGCAUACUAAUGCACUCAGGCUUUAACAGCCAUCUGCAGGAGUAGCUUUUGCCACCGUUUUAAACUUGGGAGUAGAAAAAAUGCCAAAUGUUCUGUUGGUAGUGUUUUAGUAGCUCAAUCAUGAGUACUGAGAAAGGAGAAAAAUGUCACUGCUCUUUAUGUGAGUAGCACAGGUGCCGUUCUAUUACAGAUACAUCUGGACAGCAUUUCAUGUUAGAAUUGGUAAUAAUCAAUAUUUCCAAACUUACCUCCUGUAGUUACAGAAUGUCACCUAAACAGUACACAGUUAUUCCUGUUAGAGAAAAAAAAGCAUCCACGCAUUUCCAUUAAAGUCUUCAUGUAGUCUCAUGUGAAGAUUUGAGUUUGUUAUAGAUUCUCAUUUAAUAACAUGUAAGUUUUCUAAACUGUAACCAUUACAUCAUGUCUAUGCCACUGUCAGAUCCCUCUCUUGCAAUGUUUUUAAUUUAAGUAGUAUUUUAUGUGACGAGUUUUAAUAAGGAUUUAAUUAGUUGAAAGUAUCCCACAGAGAAUAUUGCUGUUCCUCUUGGAUCCAUGACUUCUAGGGUGUACAGCUGGACAUGCAGUUGUGUACAAGAGCCUGCUCUAGAAGAGAGACUUCUGAAAUUCAGGAAGAAGUGAUAAAUGCGUAUUGUCUGAAUGGACCCUGAUGUCUGCCAACAUCCCUUCUGUGAUGCAGGCAAAAAACUACUUUGUGGUGGGUGCACAGAGUACUGGUGUGUCCGUGGGCUCGGAAGGAUGUUAAAAGACAAAAAGGAAAACAAGGCUUCAGAGAGGAUCUGAAUCAUCAAAUCUGACUGUCACAUAGACCUUGUUCCGUCCAACAGAGAUCAGCUCGAGGCUUUGGACCUUGUCUGGGGAGCCCUGAUCCCAUCUUCACAGUGUUGGAUGAGAGACCUCCAUUCUUCUUUGUGAACUGGUCCUAGGGUUUUAUGAACUGCUUUUAAUAAAUCGUGUUACGACAUUCCUUC
Molecule: messenger RNA, 2583 nt
Organism: Calidris pugnax (ruff)
Lineage: Eukaryota; Metazoa; Chordata; Aves; Charadriiformes; Scolopacidae
Gene: MAPKAPK3
Product: mitogen-activated protein kinase-activated protein kinase 3
Exons: 11
Coding region: 125-1288 (387 amino acids)
Biological process (GO): intracellular signal transduction; toll-like receptor signaling pathway; response to cytokine
Cellular component (GO): cytoplasm; nucleus
Molecular function (GO): mitogen-activated protein kinase binding; calcium-dependent protein serine/threonine kinase activity; calcium/calmodulin-dependent protein kinase activity
Source: RefSeq, a predicted model, not a curated record